AUGUCCCAAUCAAUGGAUGAAGCGCAAUUCAUCAAAAAUUACCAGUAUAGUGUAAUAGAAAACUACAUUGGGUUAAUGGCUACGACCCUAUUUGUGUAUGAUUCUAUCAUCUCCUUCAAUCUGGAGUGGCGGGCUGUCUGGUCUCGCAAAAUCACCGGAGCGACGUCUAUAUACCUAGCUCUCCGCUACGCGACCUUGCUAAAUGUUAUCAUGGACGUCAUUGUCUAUAGCAUACCAUCAUGUAAAGUACUGCCUGCGGGACAUAUCUUGCCCAGGCAGUAUGUCGGCUCUCAAGCAGAUAUGACCUAUACUACACAAUUUUGCACCCUCGGAUUCUCUAUCUCCACCUCCAAGUAUAAUAUAGGAUCCCUCACCGCUGUGCUAUUCCGCGAUGGUGCACAAUGUCACAGGCUAGUAGUUGGGCUCAAUGCAGCCAACAUUGUGGUCACAUUACUUCUGGGGUAUGCAAUCAACUUCUCCGAACCCGUGGAAUUGAUCAGUACUGUGGUGCUAUGCCGCUUCUUCCUCAAUCUCCGCCAUUUCUCCAGCCCAGACAUCAUUGACAGCAACAUGUCCUCCCACGCAAGCUCAUUCUCAAGCUUCGCAUCGAGGAUCAUUGGCAACUUGGGCGAGAUGCUCGAGGACGACCCUCAGGCUCCUGAUGAGGACGACUUCGAAGGCGAGCUGGAUGGACUCAAUCAUGCGGGAGGAGUCGAUGGGGUAGUUGAUCCCAAUGACAGCGCGCAGGCCCCUUCAGAUGCAGACAAGGCUCAGACUCUAACGGCCACUACGGCGAUGUUGGAGCCGGAGACUGAUGAGAGACACGCCGCAAACCGCGGCUUGCCUGAGGCCCCAAAUGAGCGGUUCAAUCAGCGUGCAAUAGACAUUUGCGCACAUCUUUGCACCCCUCCUCUUUUGCUAUGGACAAAUUCGGUCUCCCGGGAUAUGCUCUCUAUCAUGCCGCUGCUAGUGGAGUUCGCAACUGUUCUCAUAGCUACGCGAAGAAGCAUUCGCAGAACGCUCAUCGCUAAGAGUAGAAGAUACUGCGGUCAACUCUCCCCGGAGACCACGCGAACAACCUCCUUUAGCUCUGAAUCAAAUCAAAGGCAAGUCGCAGAUGAAACAGAUGUCCUAGCGGCGGAAACAACCUUGGCGAAUGCCGGCUCCAGCAUUGGGAAGCUCGGUUCAUGCAACUUAGCUCUGUAUAGAGAAAUGGAGCUCGAUCCUCCUCAUGCACGCGUCUACUCUUCCUCACAAACUGGUCUUAUGCCGCCGCCGCUCACGCCCGUGCGGUGCGAUCCCCCGUUCGAUGAGGCCUCUUCGCCUGUCUUCCUCUCGCAGGGCUCGCGCCUGGAUCAACCACUUGUUAUCUUGGAGCAUCUAAUCAACACCGUGCAGACACGUAUUGCGCCCUCCGCGCCUAAUAAUUCGUAUCCCAUACUCGCCCAACGACUCUGCAUUGUUGGGAAAGAGAACCGCGGGAUUGUGUGGCAUAGCACGCAUGCUGACAAUGACGUGGUCACCGUCGUUGAUAUCGGUACGAUAGUGGACAUUGUUGCGCCUGCGAAAGGUCGUUUUCUGGGAGAGAUUAUGGCGACUGACAAUUUGAGAGGCGAUGUGCAGAUGAAUAAUCCAACGAAGUACACACCGGCUACCACGGUGGAUCAGUCUGUCGCAAUCUUCAAUUUGACCUCUAGCGGCAUCGGAACCCAGCCCUCUACGGAGUCGGCGAGGGCCUAA
Molecule: messenger RNA, 1740 nt
Organism: Postia placenta MAD-698-R-SB12
Lineage: Eukaryota; Fungi; Basidiomycota; Agaricomycetes; Polyporales; Adustoporiaceae
Exons: 16
Coding region: 1-1740 (579 amino acids)
Source: RefSeq, a predicted model, not a curated record